ACUUAUUGCUAAUGUAAAUACUGUGAAUGUGAUAAACUUCAGCAGUUGUUCCUACAAAAAUAUUUUUAAGUUUUCACUGCACAGUGUUUUGGCAUGUUUAAUUAAUAUGUGCAUUUUGACUUCAUAAGCGAUCUUGGAACAGUCUUUCUUCUUUUUUUUUUGGUCUUAUUGAAAUUAUCUGGGACGUGAUGUUGAGUUGUAUGUGAAUUUAGGCCUACCAUGUGUGGUUUGGUUUUUGAUUAUCAAGAAUUUCAUUAUAAGGAAAAAAAAUUCAUUCUUAUUAAUAAGAUAUGUCCUCAUCAUGUGUUCUUUGAUUCAAAAUUCAAAUUCAGCAUACUGUGGUAUGAUCCAGGCCAUUUCUUGCUCAUUCAACAUGCUGUCAUAUCAGUGGAACCUGCAAACAAGAGAAAAAAAAUCCAUAUAUUACAUUUAAAACCUUUAUUUAUUUGCUAAUCAUAAUGACUCGGAACUGGGAUGUACAAUAUUCAGUGUGUCAUAAGCAAAGAUAUGUGGAUAUAGUAGUUUAAAAAUUAUUAUUAUUACCAAACACAACACACUGAAUGAGUCUGCAUUAUGUUAAAGAAAAAUUUUUAUUGAAUGAAAUUUUAAGCCUUUGUAUCAACAUUCACAAAACACUCAAAUCUGUCAUCGUUUAGGGUUGUGAGAUAAAUUAUUGUUUGAUUUGUAUUUGUACUUCUGAAUCUAUAGAGGAAAAAAGUCAUAAUUGGAAAAUUUAUGUUUAUAACUUUAAGUUCAUAGUAGUUAAAUUAUUGAACUAUUCCACUCAUUCAUGUGAUGAUUGACCUCGUAUAUGCCUGAAAAGUGCUCUUGACUUUGAAUUAUAUAUAAAUGCACUUUUUAACAGACAGGUUUGUAGAGUGCACUUUGAUAGAAAAAAACAUGACAGUAUGAAUCUUAGUGAAGACAUGCUUACAUUAGAUGAUAUGUUACUAAAUUAAAUAUAUAGUGUUCAAAAUGUAAAAGGGGCCAUCCAGGACUGCAGUCCAAACUGAACUUGUGAGGUUAGGCACUGCAUUCCUCAGGUCAGACGUAAAGCUGUGUUCUUCAGGUAGUGGUAAGCCAGAAUUGUUAAUUGCUUUUGGCAGAAGUUUGAAGCAUAGAUGAUAAAGUGUGAAGGAUGAUUGUUUAAUGAAGGACAUGGCAGAUAUCAAAGCUUUAGAACAUCCUACAUUAAAGGUUCCUUAUGAAAUACUCAACAAGAAAUUCCGAGCUGCCCAGAAGAGCUUGGACCGAGAGGUGUCCCAUGUUCAGAAUGUGUCAUCUGACUUGGAGAAAGGUCUUCAAAAGAAAUCACCUACAGUUGGAGAGCUGCAAGUCUUGUUGGGAGGAAUGGUUGAAAAAUUAAACAUUUUAAAAAGAAAGGCAGAAGAAAGUAUAACAGAAGAAAUGGAAGCAGCUUCUGUUUGUAAACGUCGUUUGGAUCAUUUGAAAGAGCAUGCAAGCUCUAAUGAGAAUGCAAUUGCUCAGUGGAAGAAAAAAAGACUAGAUCGGAUGUUAGUUGAACACUUCCUACGUUCUGGUUAUUAUAACACUGCUCUGCGAUUGGCAAGACAUUCUAAUAUUGAGGAUCUGACAAACAUAGAACUGUUUUUAAUUUCCAAAGAAGUGGAGGAAUCGUUAGCAAACAAAGACACAUCAAAGUGUCUCAACUGGUGCUAUGAUAACAAAUCAAAACUCAAAAAGUUGAAGAGUUCUCUGGAGUUUAACCUUCGGCAGCAAGAAUUUAUUGAAUUGGUUCGAAAGGACCGAAGAAUGGAUGCAGUUAAGCAUGCUCGCAAGUAUUUUGUGAAUCUUGAAGAUGACCAGUUGAAAAAUGUCCAGAGUGUGAUGGGUCUUUUAGCUUUUCCUGCAGAGACCGAUAUUUCUACAUAUAAGGAACUUCUAGAUGAAUCUCGUUGGCAGAUGCUGGUGAAGCAGUUUCGACAAGAAAACUUCAAGCUUUAUCAGCUUAGCACCUUUUCUGUGUUUUCUGUGGCUCUUCAGGCAGGCCUUUCUGCUCUAAAAACACCACAUUGCUAUAAAUCUGAAACAGAACGUAAUCCUGAUUGUCCUGUGUGCAGCCCAGCAUUGAAUUUAUUAGCCAAACACCUUCCCUUUGCUCACUGCUCUCAGUCUAGAUUGGUUUGUUUUAUCUCAGGCCAACCCUUGAAUGAACACAACCACCCCUUGAUGUUACCAAAUGGGUUUGUCUAUGGGGAACAGUCCCUUAAUCAGAUGGCAACAGAAAAUGAUGGAAAAGUAACAUGUCCUCGAACGAAAGCCGUGUUUGACUUGAGUGAAGCUGAGAAAAUUUACGUAAUGUGAUCUUCUUGUUCAACUGUUGUAUUAUAUAAUGUACAAGCUUUCUUCACUUAAGACCAGAUAUAUAUCUUGUAGCACGUAUGCCACUCUGAAACUUGGCAUUGCUUCUAUGUAUACUCAGAUAUUAAAUAAUGAUUAAGAAAACACAUUAUUAAGAGAGGAUAAACUUCUGGAUUAGUCAAAACUCAAAUUGUAAUAAAAACAAUAAAAGCUAUUAUUAGUAUCUUAAA
Messenger RNA from Limulus polyphemus (Atlantic horseshoe crab), 2552 nucleotides. RefSeq names its product macrophage erythroblast attacher-like (gene Kaz). Bases 1150 to 2325 code for a protein of 391 amino acids. The record is from RefSeq and is a predicted model, not a curated record. Gene Ontology annotation, biological process: proteasome-mediated ubiquitin-dependent protein catabolic process. Lineage: Eukaryota; Metazoa; Arthropoda; Merostomata; Xiphosura; Limulidae. Gene Ontology annotation, cellular component: GID complex; cytoplasm; nucleus. The transcript is spliced from 10 exons. Gene Ontology annotation, molecular function: protein binding; ubiquitin protein ligase activity.